GGGGCUGGACCUGUGGAUGUGACUGUGUGAGAGCGGGGCACACACUCACACACACACAGAGGCGCAGGGACUGAGCGCUAUUGUCUGUAACCCGGGAGGGCGGCUGGUGCUCGGCACAGCGAGGGGGCACACGGGGACUGGGCCGGCGGACAAACAAGGACUGGGCGUUGCAUUAAGAUGCACUGAGACUGCAGAGGAGGACCUCUGACUGCUCCUUUCUCUCUCUCCCCUCCUCCCCCCCCCCCUCCCUCCCUCCCUCUCCCCGGCCGGGAGCGCAGAUUUACCCCCCUCCCCUCUCCCCCUGUCUGUUUCCCUCUCGCCACUUCCAUCACCGCCAGCAGCAGCAGCAGCAGCCGGGAAGAUGAUGGAGCUGGAUGACGGGGUGGUUUACCAGGAUGACUGCUCGGUGUCGGUCAUGUCCGAGCGGGUGUCGGGCCUGGCCAACAGCAUCUACCGCGAGUUCGAGCGCCUGAUCCACAAGUACGACGAGGAGGUGGUGAAGGAGCUGAUGCCGCUGGUCGUCAAUGUGCUGGAGAACCUCGACUCUGUCUUCACCGAAAACCAGGAGCACGAAGUGGAACUGGAACUGAUCCGGGAGGACAACGAGCAGCUACUCACCCAGUACGAGAGGGAGAAGUCGCUCAGGAAACAAGCUGAGGAGAAAUUUAUCGAGUUUGAAGAUGCGCUGGAACAGGAGAAGAAGGACCUUCAGACACACGUGGAAUCUCUGGAGCUGCAGAGCAGACAGCUGGAGCUCAAGUCCAAGAACUACGCCGACCAGCUUACCAGACUGGAAGAGCGGGAGGCAGAGAUGAAAAAGGAAUACAAUGCCUUACAUCUGAGACACACUGAGAUGAUCCAAACUUAUGUGGAACAUAUAGAACGGUCCAAACUGCACCAAGUAGACGGAACAAUGACUGGCAGGAACAAUCAUCGCCAACCAUGGAGAAAAAGUAGGAAGGAACGGCCAAACACCCUGGGCCUCUUCCCAGUGUUGGAUGGGAACCUCCGCGGGCAGCAAGGUGGCCGUGUUACUCCUGGUUCUGACAACUGGCAUCUGAGUGACCUGAGUCAGCCUCCAUCGAAUUGUAGCCUGAAGGAUGAUACAUCGGAAUCUGGGCAGUCGUCAGCUGCUGCCACGCCGAGUACCGCAGGAACUAAAUCUAACACUCCAACGUCAUCCGCGCCAUCUGCAGCCGUCACUCCACUCAAUGAAGUAGUUAAUCCAAUCUACAACGGGGACACCAAGGUCAAGAACCAGCGAAAGCGGGCGAAAGGUAAUAGCAGAAACAUGGAGGUCCAGGUCACCCAGGAGAUGAGGAACGUCAGCAUAGGGAUGGGAAGUAGUGACGAGUGGUCUGAUGUUCAGGAGAUUAUCGAUUCAACCCCAGAGCUUGAUAUGUGUCAAGAUCCACGCUUUGAAGGACGGGGAGGCAACAGCCCCACACAAGGAAUUGUAAAUAAGGCAUUUGGGAUAAACACGGAUUCGCUGUACCAUGAGCUUUCCACUGCGGGGUCGGAGGUGAUCGGAGAUGUUGACGAGGGGGCAGAUCUGCUUGGAGAGUUCUCAGUGCGCGAUGAUUUCUUCGGAAUGGGAAAGGAAGUUGAAAAUCUCAUCAUGGAGAACACUCAGCUCUUGGAAACCAAGAAUGCCCUGAAUAUUGUGAAGGAUGAUCUGAUUGCAAAGGUGGACGAGUUAUCAAGUGAACAGGAGGUGCUGAAAGGGGAACUCGAGACCGUCAAACAAGCCAAGGCCAAGGUUGAGAACCGGAUGAAGGAACUGGAGGAAGAGCUGAAACGGGUGAAAUCGGAAGCUAUUGUUGCCAUGAAUAAUAAGGAGGGCAAAGAAGAGCUGGAGGAAGCGAGCGACGAUGUACAGGUGGCACAGAGGCGUCGCUUCACCCGCGUGGAGAUGGCACGGGUGCUCAUGGAACGCAACCAAUACAAGGAGAGGCUGAUGGAGCUGCAGGAGGCUGUCAGGUGGAUUGAAAUGAUCAGAGCAUCUCGAGAGUAUCCGACAAUCCAGGAGAAGAAAAAGUCAGGAAUCUGGCAAUUCUUCAGCCGCCUCUUCAGCUCCUCCUCUACUGCUCAGCCAGCUAAGAGACCACCCGUCCUUCACUACGCUGCUCCUAACACCUAUGGUUCCUCUGGUUUCACCAAGGGCCGACGCCACACCAUGUCCCAACUAUCGACCACAGACAGAUCUCAUGUCAUGGAUUUCCUGCCUGAGGUACAGAAAGUGCCUAUGGAGGAGAAGAAGCCAGACACAGAUAAUGAACAAGUCGACUGCACGUCAAGUGCUCGGCGGGAGUUGAAACGCGAGCAGUACCGACAGGUGAGGGACCACGUCAGGAAUGAUGAUGGCCGACUCCAGGCUUGUGGCUGGAGCCUCCCAGCAAAAUACAAACAGUUGAGUCCUAAUGGCAGCCAGGAGGACAAUCGCAUGAAGAAUGUCCCUAUCCCCGUCUACUGUCGUCCAUUGGUUGCAAAAGACCCAACCAUGAAGCUUUGGUGUGCAGCUGGUGUGGACCUGACUGGUUGGAAGCUACACCGCAUGGAUAACGGCAACGCACUGGGCCGCUCGCGCAGCUGCGAUCCCCUGACCUCCGACGCUGAGAAAGAUGUGAAGAACAGCAGCAGCCAUAGCUCCCCCGACAAAAACAAGAAGGUCCACAGUGCAGAGGAUGUCUCCAGCCGUGUGUGGAUCUGCACUAGCACCCACUCCACCAGUAAAAUUGUGAUCAUUGAUGCCAAUCAACCUGGCACCAUUAUGGACCAGUUUAUAGUGUGCAACGCCCAUGUUCUGUGCAUUACCAGCAUCCCAGCUGCCAGUGAGAGUGACUAUCCUGCAGGGGAGAUAUUUUUGGAAGGGGACUUGAAUCCAGAUGACUCCAGCGGAGCAGAAGGAGUAUUGGCAGGAAUUACCUUGGUCGGAUGCGCAACCAGGUGCAACGUUCCCCGGAGCACCAGCACAUCUAGAGGUGACACCCCAACAUCUGACAAAGGACACAGCGAAAUGGCUCCCCUUAAAGGUGGGAAGGUUAACCAACCGCAGUCAGCUGAAGAAGCAACUGAAGCAACAGAGGCAACAGGGAACGGAGUCACUGAUGCAGAACCAGCAUUAGCGCGGCCCAGUGCCUACACAGAACACGUGUUUACAGACUCCGCACGGACAGACGACCGAACUCAGCUCAGGGAAAACGGCCAACCCAAGGAGGAACAGAACACAGGUCAGCCAGAAGUGGAAGCCAAUGUUCGCACCAAUGGAUCGAUCACAAGUGCAGCCCCUACCAUGUGGCUGGGGGCACAGAAUGGCUGCCUUUAUGUGCAUUCUGCGGUAUCCAAUUGGAAGAAGUGUCUUCACACCAUCAAACUGAAGGAUGCAGUCCUCAGCAUUGUACAUGUGAAAGGGCGUGCUCUGGUGGCUCUGAAUGACGGAACAUUAGCUAUAUUUCACAGAGCUGAAGAUGGUCAGUGGGAUCUGAGCAAUUACCACCUUAUGGACCUGCGACGUCCAAACCAUUCCAUUCGUUGCAUGGCCGUGGUGCAUGAUAAAGUCUGGUGCGGCUACAAGAACAAGAUCCAUGUCAUUCAGCCUAAAACAAUGCAGAUUGAGAAGUCUUUUGAUGCCCAUCCACGAAGGGAAAGCCAGGUGCGCCAGUUGGCAUGGAUCGGAGAUGGGGUCUGGAUAUCAAUUCGCCUGGAUUCCACUUUGCGCCUCUAUCAUGCACACACACAUCAGCAUUUACAGGAUGUUGACAUUGAACCUUAUGUCAGUAAGAUGUUAGGAACCGGGAAAUUGGGAUUCUCCUUUGUGCGGAUCACAGCUUUGCUUAUUGGUGGAAACCGGCUUUGGGUAGGAACUGGAAAUGGAGUCGUCAUCUCUAUCCCAUUGACUGAAACUGUAGUUUUACACCGAGGCCAACUGUUGGGGUUCAGGGCCAAUAAGACAUCACCGACCGCCAGUGAAGGAGCCCGCCCUGGUGGAGUGAUUCGGGUUUACGCGGAUGAAAGCAGUGACAAGGCCUCGAUUGGUAGCUUCAUCCCAUAUUGUUCCAUGGCUCAAGCCCAGCUCUGUUUCCAUGGCCACAGAGAUGCUGUCAAAUUCUUUGCAUCUGUGCCAGGUAAUGUCCUUGCAACGUUGAAUGGCAGCGUGUUGGACAGCCCUACAGAGAAUCCAGGACCCACUGCACCUGAGCAGGAAGAGAGGAAACUGCAGCCUGUUUUGGUUCUCAGCGGAGGAGAAGGCUACAUUGACUUUAGGAUUGGUGAUGGUGAAGAUGAUGAGACCGAUGAAAAUCAGUCAGAUGGAAUCAGACCAGCCCUCACUAAAGCAGAAAGAAGUCACAUCAUUGUCUGGCAGGUGUCCUAUGUUCCUGAAUAGUAUGCCACUACCACAAAACUACUCCCAGAUACCCGCAGAUCAUCUGUAUGUAUAUAUAAGAUUCCCUGCAUUGUACUUGUCCAUAAAGAAAGUCGCUGAAAAUCUAGAAUUUCUGUAGCAUUUCCAUAUCUCCACUUUGGAACUGUUCAUUUGUUGAAAUUUGCAACAAUCCAACACAUUUUGGAUUCAAUUAAAAAAUGGAAUGUUAAAACAAUUAAAAAUAGUUAACGCUGGCUUUUCCGAGACUGAAAUCUUAUUCACUUUAACAAAAUUUGUCGCUGUUUAAAGCACUUACCUCUGUAAUUAGCCUGUCCUUAAAAUAUGAAACUAAGAAUGCUAGCAUAAUGCAUGUCAGAUAUUGAAAUAAUGUCAACUUUCCUGUCUGUUCAUUUAUGCAUCCCUUAAAGGUUGAUUUGUGUGUAUAAAUAGCAUUUACUUUUAUUUUGUAUUGCUUUGUCACCCAAAAUGUUUAAUGAAAAAUCAUUGAUAAUAAUGUUCACAUUUAAAACAAAUCUGUAACAUUACUCUUUCUCAUGAAGUCCUGCUUCUGUGACAGAUCCCAAAUAACAGGUAGUGCAACAGGGCUAGAAAGGAGGAUAGGAGAUUUCAGAAACCAAUAUUACGGAUACAUUCAAUAAAGUGCAAAUAUAGACACUGAGAAUAGAUGUUCCGUUUGUUGAAGGAUGCCACAUGUUUAGUGACACAGGAAAGUUUAACUAUUUUUAUUCGGAAACCUUCAACCACCAAUUUUUACCUAUCCAUUCAUUCAUUCAUUAUUAUAAGCAGCUCUGGAAAGAUUAGUAUUUCUUUAGGGAGAAAAGUGCAUUCACUUUUAAAAAGGGUUUCUGUAUAUGCUCAGUGGAGUAAAUUCUCACCGGACUUCAUUGUAGCUGUCAGCGUUCUAGUUGGCAAAGGAAGGAUUUGGUAAAACCUGCUAGCUCUCAGUUUAAGGUGUAACAAUAUCUGAAAAUGGAUAGAAAAAUAUGGAAUUUCAACUGGAUGCAUUCUUAUUCAUUUCUGGAUGCCUUUGAUUUGUGCAAAAAAUUCUGGAGAUGCCAUUAAUUUUAUAAAUGCUUAUCUCCUUCAAGUAACUUUUGAUCAGUGAAUUUCCUUUCCUUUCUCUAAGUGACUAUAUUUCUGACGGGAUAAAUAGGAGGGUUAACAGGAAUGAAAUAAAAUCAAGAUCAUUGAUAGUAUCGUUUUCUGGAAGGGUUCCUAUUCUGAACUGCUUGAAGAUAGUUGGAAACUUGUGUUCCAAGAUUAUAGCAAAUGAAUUGAGUUGACCAGGACCUGAGCCCUCUGGAAGUACAUUCAUUGACUUAGGAACAUAGGAAGAUAUUUCAGUAUUCAUCAUCCAUUUUCACCAUUUACCAAACUACACAGUGAAUCUUCAUGAAUGUCCAGUAUUAAACCAUUAAGAUACUAUUUGCUUUGAAGCUAUUUGGUGUGCUCUCAAGACAAAGCAGAGCACAUCCAAAAGUGCUUUUGGUCAGGGAUUUCUACCAAUGCCAAAAGUUGCAUCCUGUAGCUUAUGCUAACUUAAUUAAAAUGUCCUGGGAUAUAUACAGUGCAGUCCUUAUUAAGAUUUUGUGGUGUUUGUCUACUCCAGUAUAAUGUAAAACUAAUUUUGAUUUAGAAAGGCUGGUAACUUCAUUAUAGGGUUUGGUCACCUUCCUCAGAUUCAAAUUUAAGAUUUAAAAAGAGCAUGUGAAAGUGCGAAUUGUGAGUAAUUUGUCAAAAAGGAGCACUUGGAAGCAAGUGUCAUUUCGUAGUCCCUUUUAUUUUACAAUCUUAAAUAUUGUUAGAUUGUGUGCAAUUUUUUGGAAAUGUGGAAAGGGAGAGAAUGUCAAAGAGCCAACCAGACCACUGCUAACCAAAGCACUGAUUGCAGUUGCAAUGUAGAAUGUGCGUUUACCUCUAGGGUGAAGGACUGCAGGAGCAGUUAAAAUGCAGGGGACAACAUGGAUUAAGAAUGAAAGACAAAACAGUUAAUGUGAAGAAUAAUAAGUUUUCAGUUUCCAUCUGAGCCAAAUGGGUAUAUUAAGAAUUAUAUACAAGAACUGAGUGCCUACAAUAACCUCCACACAUUAAUGUAGGCAUGUUGGAUACAGUUGAACGUUUGAAUGUCAAGUUAAAAAGAUUCUGUUUUAAUAUCCUGGAGUAUGUUAUAAAUGUUAGUGAAAUCAAAGCCUUUUCAUAUUGUAAUUCAUUCUUUGUAUGUCCAUAUAACAUACCACUUUCAGAGUAUUCCAAACCGACAUCUCGGUGUAAUGUGUAAUAAUUAAGGUUAUUUUGACCAGUAACCUGUCAUUUUCAUUGUUUGGACAAAAGGUGUAAGCAGGAAUGAAUACAUUUUGAAUGAGCUGACAAAGUACAGCAAUGGGAACUGAUAGGGGAAACAAAAUCACUGACAGAUGGGCGAAAAUCUGUCUGCUUUUCUUCAGAAGAACUUGUAUUUACUGACACAUGGCAGGGUGAGAUGAAUAAUGCUGGUUUGGAAAUCAGCAAAUAUGACUUUUUUUCUGGCCACAUGAGUGCAUUAUAUUUGAAACGUAUCUGGUUGUCACCUUGAUUAGGCGGUCAUUUUACUAAGUCUAUAGAUCUCAGGACUUCCAGACCAUGUCCUCUGCCAGUAGCAAUUUGAGGUUCUUCUCAUCAUGUAAAGUAGCUCCUGUGUAUUACAGUCUUGAGAAAAUGAUACUACUGUCUGAACACUGCUGCUUCACAGCAGAGUCCUGUACAAAAUGCUGCUUCGUGUAUAAUGAAAAGGUCAGAUUGGAUGUACAGAGAGGGUUGGCUGAUGUAAGGAUACGAUCUGAGCUGAUUUCCCUGUGCAAUGUAAUUUAACUUAACAAGUAACUGUUCCAUAUGUAAUAAACAUUCACAUCAUAAA
Messenger RNA from Amblyraja radiata (thorny skate), 7277 nucleotides. It is a transcript of the gene mapk8ip3, whose product is annotated as mitogen-activated protein kinase 8 interacting protein 3. Gene Ontology annotation, molecular function: signaling receptor complex adaptor activity; JUN kinase binding; MAP kinase scaffold activity. NCBI's taxonomy places the organism in Eukaryota, Metazoa, Chordata, Chondrichthyes, Rajiformes, Rajidae. Gene Ontology annotation, cellular component: cytoplasm. The transcript is spliced from 34 exons. The coding region runs from base 362 to 4384 and encodes 1340 amino acids. Gene Ontology annotation, biological process: vesicle-mediated transport. The record is from RefSeq and is a predicted model, not a curated record.